Messenger RNA from Psammomys obesus (fat sand rat), 2505 nucleotides. It is a transcript of the gene Mcts2, whose product is annotated as MCTS family member 2. NCBI's taxonomy places the organism in Eukaryota, Metazoa, Chordata, Mammalia, Rodentia, Muridae. Gene Ontology annotation, biological process: formation of translation preinitiation complex. Gene Ontology annotation, molecular function: RNA binding. The record is from RefSeq and is a predicted model, not a curated record. The transcript has a single exon. The coding region runs from base 1096 to 1641 and encodes 181 amino acids.
CUGCCCGCUUCCCCCUGGGGUGUGUUUCCCCUCUUCUCUUUAUCCAAUACUGGGUUCUGCAAAGAAACAAAUGAUAAAGGAGAAACGCAAGUCUCAUUGCCCUGGUUCAUAUUCCAGCUCUGCCACUACCCAGACUUGGGAAUCAGAGUAAUUUCAUUAUUUCUGAGCACUGGGUGUUUUUUAUGGAGGUUUGUUAUCCAUCUGUAAAAAUUUAAAAAAAAAAAAAAAAUCUGAUACCUUCUCCAGUUAAGGAGUAAGCAGAAAGCAUUCAUCACAGCGCCUGCCUCAGUAAAAUCUGUGACAGCUGUUAAGUGAUUGUUUGAAAAAGAAAACUAUGAAGAUGUGUUAUUUAUCAUAUAGAUACAAACAUGGUGACGAGUUAAAACUAUGGCUUGGACCAAAUGGAACAUAAUUCUCACACAUGAAAUGAAUAGCCUGUGGAAUGUAUUCUAUCCUCUCCUGGUUGCCAAGUACAUUCUGCCUUGUCCUCGGAAAAGGUGAUGUGAUGAUUCGUCUUUACGUCAAGUACAUCUGCCAAAUAAAUGAUUCCAAUAGAUUUUUUUUUUUUUAAGGCUAAGCCUGUUUGUUUUUUUGUUUGUUUGUUUGUUUGUUUUAUCGACUAUAGAGCCUUUGGGGUUUGAAGCCUCAUCUACCUCAAGCUCCACUCAGGGGACCCUGGAGGGAGGUCUACCGCGGCAACUAGCGGUCUAGAGCGGCAACCGCUGUGUAGCCGAGGGAGGGCAGGAACAUUCCUAUUGGCCAGUUCCGCGGCGCAGUGCGCAUGUCCAGUCCAAACCCGAGGUGACUGUCCAUUCCUAGAUACCGAUACACUGACGCAUCUUCCGCCUGAGCCCCGCCUUUCUGCCAUCCUAAGCCAGAGAAGAGCUGGUGGGGCAACCACGUGGGCAUCAGGGAAGCGGAAGUAAUCGAAUUUUGCGCAGCCGUAAAGCACAAUCUGUCGGACCACCUUCCGGUUAGCGACAACGGCCGGCUAGGACGCCAGUGCGAGCUUUCCUGUAUACCACAACUCGGUGGGACCCUCAGUUUUCCGCGCUUCGCCUCAGCUCUUCCUGUCGGCGCCCCUUCACCAAGAUCAUGUUCAAGAAAUUUGACGAGAAGGAGAGCGUUUCCAACUGCAUCCAGCUGAAAACUUCCGUUAUUAAGGGUAUUAAGAGCCAACUGACUGAACAGUUUCCAGGUAUGGAACCAUGGCUUAAUCAAAUCAUGCCAAAGAAAGAUCCCGUCAAAAUAGUGAGAUGCCAUGAACACAUGGAAAUUCUUACAGUCAACGGAGAAUUGCUGUUUUUCAGGCAGAGAAAAGGACCUUUUUAUCCAACACUAAGAUUACUUCACAAAUACCCGUUUAUCCUGCCACACCAGCAGGUCGACAAAGGAGCCAUCAAAUUUGUGCUUAGUGGUGCAAAUAUCAUGUGUCCGGGUUUAACGUCUCCUGGAGCGAAGCUCUACGAAGCUGCAGUAGAUACAAUAGUGGCUGUCAUGGCAGAAGGAAAAGAGCAUGCCUUGUGUGUCGGAGUCAUGAAGAUGGCUGCUGCAGACAUUGAGAAGGUCAACAAGGGGAUUGGCAUUGAAAAUAUCCAUUAUCUAAAUGACGGGCUGUGGCACAUGAAGACAUAUAAGUGAGCCUUAGACGCAAUACACUUGAGCUAAAUAUAAAUAUUGUGUUGUAUCUGUGUUUGUGUCCGUAUGUGAUAUCAUGAAGGCAAUGCCCCUGUGGUUAUGAAUAAAUUCAACAGAUACCUUUAAAAAACAAAAAGGGGGUGUUGUAACCACAGGAGAGAGCAGAAAUUGGCUAACAAGCAACCGCUUGCUGCACUUUGGAAUCUGACAGAAGUGGCCGCUUGCUGUGGCCUGGGGAAGGCUCCACCACCUCUCUGGGCUUCCUUAUUAGGAAAUUUGGAAGCAUACAGAGCAGGCCUGACAUCAAGGUCUCUACCAAGGUACUCGCAACCAGAGCAGCCUUCGAGAUUCCCUCUUGCCUCUUUUCCACAUCUCUGUCUUUUCUCCUCCCUUGCUUGUGAAAGGUCACCAGCAGUCCCCUUGAUUUCCUAAAAUUCUGAACUUGGUAGGAGUAGCAUUAAUUGGGAACCCACUGUGAUCUGGGCACUGUGAUGAGGGCAUUGUAAGAACAGACUUACUCCUCACAGCAGCCCCCUGAGGAAGGUGCUGUUGACCAUUUACAGAUAAGGAAACAAACUCUAAGAGGGGCUACCUCCCCACGAUCACCCAGCGUCAGGUGGCAGAGCUUAUGUCUCCAACACCCUGCAUUUUAUCUGGGCCUAUGCCCCCACCCCCUUUAGAAAAUUAAGAGGGUUGGAGAUGGCUCCAGUGAGCUCUCCCCAGCCUGAUACCCCUGCCAGUCUGACUGAGCUGAGGCUGAGCCCCUGGCCUGUCUGGCCAUGCCGGCAGCCAUGCCCUUUUCCAUCCAGGGGCUGACAGGUUGGGGGGACAGUCUCACUCUGGGGAGUGGACUUACCUGGCCUCUUU